This is a messenger RNA of Chroicocephalus ridibundus (black-headed gull), 1263 nucleotides long. It is a transcript of the gene HAUS2, whose product is annotated as HAUS augmin like complex subunit 2. Gene Ontology annotation, cellular component: centrosome; mitotic spindle microtubule; HAUS complex. The transcript has 6 exons. Bases 39 to 854 code for a protein of 271 amino acids. Gene Ontology annotation, biological process: microtubule nucleation; centrosome cycle; spindle assembly. The record is from RefSeq and is a predicted model, not a curated record. NCBI's taxonomy places the organism in Eukaryota, Metazoa, Chordata, Aves, Charadriiformes, Laridae.
CCGGACGCGCGUCGAGCGCUUUUCCUGUCACGCCCAACAUGGCAGCCGCCUGUCGGUCGGUAAAGGGCGCCGCCAAGGCCCUGAGCUUACAGGCCCUGUGGAGCGCUAGAGCUGACAAGGAAGAAGAGGCAGAGGGGGCGGCGGCCGCCGCUAGCGGUGGGCCCCUGGAGCUGUGGCGGGAGCAAGGCGCGGAGGAGAGCGACGCUGCCGCCGUCUGCUCUAGGCCCUGGGAGCCGGGGCAGCCCACGGCGGUGGCCGCCCUGCUGGCGCGGUGCCUGGCGGCGGGCGCCGUGAGCCAGGAGACAUUGGAUUUAACCAACAGAAAAGACCCGUGCUUUGUGAAAUUCUCAGAGAUCGAAAAAAUAGCAAACAUGCAAGCUGAAAUCAAUGAGAAGAAACUGAAAACUGAAAUUCUGCAGUUGGAGCAGGAGACAGCAGACAUUGCUCACCCUUUUUACUUAGGCAAAAAAUGUGAGAUUUUGCAAGAUAUGAACAGACACUUGGAAGCAGUACUGAAAGAGAAGAGAACUCUUAGGAAGAUGUUGAUAAAGCCCAGAUGUCAAGACAGCCUGCCUAUUGAGGCUACUUUCCACAAGUAUGUAGUAGAGUUGUUGGCUGAGGCUGUGACUUUCAUUGAGAACCUUGAAGGCCAUUUGCAGACUGUAAGAAGCAUCCCUCAGAUACCAAACGUCAUGAAGAGUAUGGGCACUGCUUUGAGAAAAACAGAGAUGCUCGUGAUGGAGUUGGAGGAACUGGCAGACCAAAUAUUGAAAUGGAGCAAACUGCAGAAAGAUGUGUGUUCUGACAGCAUCUGCAAUACUGCUGGACUGGACUUUGGCUUAUCUUUAACCUGACAAAUCAUUUUCCUCAAAUAGGAUGCAUAUUCAAAGAACUACCUUUUUACAGUCUCCCGUGAAAACUACAACAUAGUUGUGCUUUAAUCCAACAGGGACUUUGUAGGUAGUUUUAUAUUUCUGUUCUUACGUAACAGUUCUCCAACUAGUAAAAAAAAAAAAAAAAAGGACAGUAGCUCACAGAAGCAGUAGCUCACAGGAGGACAGACUACUGAGAAGACUGUUAAGGAGUUCCUUUUUGAAAUAGUUGGACAGGAUUCCCUUGGAGCCUAUAUCUUCAGUGCAAAUUUGUUUUGAUAUUUCUCACGCACUUGCUAUAGUGUCUAUGUUCAUUUUUAUAUGUGUUUUGAUAAUACACUGUGUUUUGUAUGUCAUUAUAAAACUUCAAUAAAAGCACUACAUUUCAAGA